Messenger RNA from Lingula anatina, 5114 nucleotides. RefSeq names its product B-cell receptor-associated protein 29. NCBI's taxonomy places the organism in Eukaryota, Metazoa, Brachiopoda, Lingulata, Lingulida, Lingulidae. Gene Ontology annotation, cellular component: endoplasmic reticulum; endoplasmic reticulum membrane. The record is from RefSeq and is a predicted model, not a curated record. Gene Ontology annotation, biological process: intracellular protein transport; endoplasmic reticulum to Golgi vesicle-mediated transport.
AGGAAUUAGUUUUCGUUUUUUUUCUGUUUUUUUUUAAAGAUAAUUUAUUUGGAGUUCUGCAGAGUUGUAAACUAAGACCAGGAAUUCUGGGAUCUAAUGACUUCCUAACAUCAGAUGUCAGAUAUAUCAGUAAUCAUAGGUGGAGUGUAUUUGUUGUAGUCAUAUGUUUUCACACAGAACAAGACUCAGACAGACAGUGAAUCAUAUUUAUUACCAUGUAGUGGUGGCAAUAAUUUAAUUUUCAGUGCAGGUAUUUGUCAGGAAUAUUAUGAUGAUUGAUGUGCAUGCCGUCAUCAAUCUGACAAGGGUGGCUGAUGUCAUAGCUAGAUAAAUAGCACUCCAUUCCAGCAGUAAGUACUUGGUAUAGCAUCAGAGCAUGCGUGAGAGAGUAUGCAGUGCAUGAUGAUGCACACACACACAUGCAGGAAGAAAGGUGCAUCACUUCCAGAUAUCUGGUGCAUUAUACUGUCUGCGAACUUGCCUGGAGUGAGUCAUAGAUGUCUAACAGGGAAGUCUGGGAGGGAGCCAGACAUAUUGGUCCAUAUACUCCACAGCCAUUGGGAUAUUAUAUAUACCCUGUCAGGGCCUGUGUAUAGGUUAUAGAGUGCCCAGUGAGUGGAUUUUAACCCAUCUGACCUUACUGUUGGGAGGUUCACACUGCUGCAGCCAGAGACUCAGUUACAAUUACUGCAGAGAAUGUGAGUGACAGGAAGAGUAAAGAUACAAUAGCAGUACAGUUGCACAGACUGAAUGACAAGCACAGCAAAAACUGAGGUACAGAAUUGAAAACAGCAGUAACAUACAAACAUAGCAGAGACUGGGAUACAGUGACAAUACUGAAUGAACAUAACAGUACUAAGUUAUAGCAGGUCAACUGUAGCCUAGACUUGCAUUCCAUAGUAGUUGCUAUGACAUUUUAACAGUGGACAGGAUGUCUGACAGCUCUAUCUAGUAUCAGUGGUAUUAAUCCAGGUACACAGAGAAGAACCCUCCAGUGACAGUUUUGUCUGAGGAGGUAGUGCCUCACCUGUCCCUCUUCAACACCAGAUGUCUUUACUGUAUUUAUAAUCCAUAUACCUGGAACAAUAUACAAUACAUGUGGGCAGUGAUUGGAUAAAAGUGAGAUUUAUGAUUCAGUUAUUACACAUCCUAAUUAAGGGCAUAUCAAGAGAUUGAUCAGAGCCAGGAUUGAGCAUGCUAAAAUAUACCUAUAGUUUUUUUAUGGUUUUGGAUAUUGAGUAUACAUAGAGGGCCCAAAUGAUGUAUUAACCAGUGCCAGAGUUAUGUAUACCAGUGUAUGGCUGGAAGGCACUCUGUUGUGUUGUUGAUCUGGAGGAGGGGUGUAUUUAAAGUUGUCAUUAAGGAGACAUAGAUGUGAACAGUCAGGGAAAUUAGUACAGCACAGAGCUCUGUAUAUAAAGGACAGUGGGCGUUAUUUUCAGUAACCAAGUACAGCUGCUAGCCAGGGCAGCACAGCUUUGGUCUCAAGACGUGGUAUUAAAUACAGUUUUUAUGGUGAUAAAUUCUGACAGACUGGUAGAGAGUGACAGACAAGUAUAUUGGCUGAUACUGCAAGAGCUAUCAAGAGAAGCCUUCUGAAGGACUAAGAUUUCUUUGCCAUUUGUUGUAUAUGAAUUUACAGCCAGGAUUGAGACCAGGAGUAUUUCUUUGAAUGCUGCUGAAUUCUUGUGGUGUUUACACAUUGGAUAUAAAUAUAUUUGAUUGACUUUCACAUCUGUUCAUUAUGUUACUGUACUAUACCUGUACUUAUACCUGAGUUAUUUGUGUACAUAGUUGGAUAUAUCUGAAGUACCUGUACAUAUUAUGAUAUAGGAGUAUGCGGGGAAUGUACUCCUACACGUACUAGCCACUAGUACAGAGUGGUGCUAUAGGUCCCCUGAUCUUGUAAAGUAUAGAUUACAAUGUCCUUGUAAAUAUAUCUCUUGACUUGACUGCAGUACAUUGAUCCUGCAGUAUUCCCCACUGGAUAUAGAGAACACUACCAGAAUAUGUCCAAGUUGUGAUGGAUGUUGAUUUUUGGUUCUCAUGAGGCACAAGCUUUGGCGGAGGUGGUUAAAGUUUCCAGGAUUAUUAUAGAGCUAGCUGAUGAGUUAAUACUGACAUAUAGCUGAGCUGGCUGUGGAAACUGUAGCCAGACUUUGCUGCGAAGUAUAAUAAAUCAAAUUGAGAAACUAUACUUUACAGAUGGAAGUCUUUAUCUUAGUCUUGCUGGAUGUCCACAUGGAGUACCACUGAGUGUAUGGAUGUUGGAUCAGUGUUGGAUAGUAAGGUGCAGCAGGUCAGGACUUAUUACAUCAUUGUAGAGCUACUGGGAGUGCUACACAAACACAAGGUUUAGACUUCACCUUACUAUGACUGGCUCAUAGAUUGUCAUCAUUGAUACACACAGAAAGAAAAUAACAGGGAAAAUGAAAGAGGAAUUAAACCAGUGAUAUGGGCAGCAUUUGAGCCAAGCUAAUGGAAAUAAAUCUCAAUGUUAGUGGUAUCAGCUGUUAGAGUGGUAUUGCUUUCUAUAUGGACUGGAAUAUAUAGUAAAUCAGGCACAGAUUGUGUGUCAGGAGCACUCUGUCCUCUCAACACUCUCUCUGUUUAGAUAUAGUCUUAUUGAUAUAUAACUGUAAAGCUUGACACUGCUCUGUGAGCUCCUUUACUUGAUCUGUUACAUCCACUAAAUAUUUGGAUGUAGAUUAAAAAAAAAAAACAAUUUUCUCUGACAUGGCGUGCUUUUGAUCAAAUCAGACGAGAUGGGAAUGAUUUGGACAUUUGUUGCCACGGGACUGUACUGUGAGAUCUUGGUAGCAAUUAUUUUGAUGUUGCCAUGGAUACCGUGUGAAAGAUGGCAGAAACUGUUCAAGUCUCGGUUCUUGAUGAUCAUCACGUCCUAUGCCAACUACUAUUUCACAGUGUUCAUCGUGAUCCUCAUGGUUGUGUUUGGAGAUGCUAUACGAGAGGUGUAUAAAUACUCUGGGGAGGAGAAGAUGCUGGACCCCAAGACCACGCACCACGACACUCUGGAGCACAUCCAGCUGCGUCUGUUCCGCUCCCAGCGCAAUCUGUACAUUGCAGGCUUUGCCUUGUUCUUGUGGCUAGUGUUGAAGAGAUUGGUAGUUCUGAUAUCUGCGGCUGCUACCCUCACUGCUCAGAGAGAUGUGGCCUUGAAGCAGGCAGAGAACACCUCUGCUCAUGCCAAGAAACUGAUGGAAGAGGCAGAUACUAAGAAGGCCAAUAAAGACAAUGAGGAGAAGGAUGAAGAGAGAAAGAGGACCUCCAGUGCCAGUGACAAGCUAGAGGAGGAACUGAAGAGAGUGAAGGAAGAUCUGGAGAAGUCUGAGUCAGAACUGGAGCAAUCUAAAAGGGAUUUGCAGACGUUAAAGAAGCAAGCGUCUGCCACCAACAAUGAGUAUGAUCGUCUGCUCAAAGAGCAUGCUGAACUCCAGGCUAAGUUAGAGUCAGGAGGUGAAGACAAGAAGGACCUGUAAGGGCAGUGUGACAUGGAUGUCUCUAAGUAUAUAUGACUGUUUUACAGUACUGUGGUGAAGUGAGCUGCAGUUUUAAAGGACUUACUAUUAACAGAAUACCAGCCAGGAGGGUGCAAUGAGGACCCACAUACACACACAUAAACUCCAUGUGUGUGUGUCUAUUUCUGCUUACUUGUGCUGGUUAAAACUAGUCUAAUCAAGCAAGAUAGAUAUUCAAAAUUAAAGUUUUUGUGACAAUUUUUACCCUUUUUUACCAAAAUAUUGAGGCACAUUUGCUAAAAUGAAUAUUUCUGCACUCACUGCAACUGAUAUGGAUAAUUAGAAACUUUAUCACGUUUAUGAACUAUUGCAUUUGUCAAAAAGGGGUUAAAAAUCAAAUAGGUAUAGGUGAAAUGGAACUCCAGAAAUUGCUUCUGUAAUAAAAAUUGCCAUUGUAAAAAUGUAUUUUAUUUAUAAAAGAAAAAGUAAUAUAAAGCUCUCUUGUCCUGUUUACAAAGGGAAACUUUCAGAAUGGGAGAAAAUGCUGCUUUCAGCUACUCAUUGCCCUGUAUCCAAGUGAAGGCUUUUGUUGUAAUUUUCAAGGGUUUUAUGUAAUGGAAAGAUGACAGAAAAGAAGCUAAGCCAGAUGUGGUCUGUGCUGGUUUCUUUUUAUUUGCAGCUUUGAAAAAUAUCUUGAAAUCCACAAAACUACAAUUUUACACAGUGCUCAAGAGGUUGGGGCAGGCGUGUUUGUACAAGUGAUUAACUUCAUUAUAUCUUCAAGGAUAGAAAGAAAUUAGAUUCAUAGUUUUAGAUCCAUACCUUGUCUACGGACUGACAGUUUCAUCCCCUAUUUCUGAUGUCUUGGUCACAGUAGAUGGGACUACAAGAAUUGUCCCUCUUAGCUGUGAAAUGCAAGAAUAAGUGGAAAAGGUUUGAGUCUAAAAUCUUUGAAUCUAACCUGCCUAGGGUAGAAUGGAAGUGGUGAUAAAGAACAAUGGCUAUCCACAUAGCCACAGUAGGUUAAACUGGAGGUUUAUGUUACUAAGGUAUUGUAACAAUGUUACUCAUUUAUGAUAAAGGAAAAUACUGUGGUGAGAUUUUAAUGACCAGUGAUUAAAGGUAAUUAGUAUACCAAUCCUGUAGAAAGUGUGACUUAUUAAGUUCUGCCACUCACCACAUUUGAAUGAAUGUUAAAAUAAAGUUUGGUCCAUUGUGUUUUUUUUUUUUUUUUUUUUUUUUUGCCAUAGCUGCAUUUUAAUGUAGUUUUGCACCAAAUGUUUUGAAUAACUUAGUUGUUAAAAAUAUAUGUAUAAAAUUGAUUAUAUUUCAAACAAAUGCUUUUAAGAAAAUGCCUUCAGAUUUUGUGCUACAUGCCUUCCAUGUUCACUUCUUCUAGAAUGGUUUGUUAUAGCAGUAUGUUACAGCUGAUGUCACUUAUGUACUGGUGCUAUGUGGGAGGUUCUUGAUAUUAUAUAUUAACAACAGAAUAGUUUCUGAACACAAUCAUGGUAUAAGAUGAAUAGAAAAUGUUUCUGAAUCAUGCAUUGAUAGUUAUGCCGUAGAAAAUGGAUAUGAAAAAUAAUUUACAUUGAAAUGGUUGCAUCAUGUAUGAAAUAAAGCCUUGCUUAAUUA